This is a messenger RNA of Schistosoma turkestanicum, 1539 nucleotides long. The record is from the annotation of a GenBank genome assembly. NCBI's taxonomy places the organism in Eukaryota, Metazoa, Platyhelminthes, Trematoda, Strigeidida, Schistosomatidae.
AUGAGUUUCACCAUUGAAACGUUGUUGAAAAUAGAUCAUUCAUCAUUUAAUGAUUUGAAUGAAGUCGAUCAAGAAUCAGACCAUUCCAGCAUUAGACAUGAAAUUAACGACCUGCAAACAUGUCAGUCAGAUCAUCUAUCUCAUCGUCGAGGACGAAAUUCUGAAAUACGUCAAUUAUUUAUUUACAAAUUAUUGAUUGUAGAGUCAAAGUUUCAACAACACAAAGAUUCAUCAUUAUCAAACACAUUGAAAUUAACCCCUUAUUCAUCUCCAAUUAGUCUACAUUCUUCAAAAUCAACUCAUUUGGAUAAUAAUCAAAGUAUACUUUUAUCUUCUAGUCCAUUCCAACAAUUCUUAUCACAACAAACAAUGUUAUCUCCAUCCUCCUCUUCCUCGACAUCAUCAUCAUCCUUGUUCAGUACUUUCUCUAGUCCAUCUCAUUCAAUUACAAUGCAUAAUAUUUCUAAUAAAUCACCAAUUACGUAUGAAAAAUCGAAUAUAAUCAGUGAACAUGAUUGUCAAUCCAAUGUAAAUAUUCAUCAUCCUCAACAUAAAAUAAGUACACUUGGACAGUUCAAUUCGUCUACAACUAAAAAUGACCGAAAUCCGACAAAUGAAAUUACACCAACUAACACCACCAUCACCACUAUGAAUGAUUCUACUACUACUAGUAGUAGUAAUAGUAAUAGUAGUAGUAGUAGUAGCAGCAGUAGUAGUAAAACUUUGACAAAUGAUCAUAAUUUUUGUAAAAAUUUGAAUAAAAAAUCAAUAAACCACCUUAACAUAAAUAAUCAUCCUGAACACCACCAAUAUCAUCAGCAUACAAGUUCAAAAUGUACGAUGAGACCAAGACGUUUAAGAACAACAUUUACUACAUAUCAGCUGCAUACAUUAGAAACAUCAUUUCUACUCAAUCAAUAUCCAGAUGUUGCAGCACGUGAUCAGUUGGCAAAUCAAUUGAAUUUGUCAGACGGUCGUGUACAGGUUUGGUUUCAAAAUCGUCGAGCUAAAUAUCGUAAAUACGAGCGAUUACAUAACGGAAGUAAUAUUAUGAAUAUCAACAACACUAAUGAUAAUAAUAGUCAUAGCAGUAUAGAAAUAAAUCACGAACAACAUAAUACAUUACGUGAUACGCAAACAAUAUUGAACACAUUCAACACUUAUACAUCAUCAGUUUUGCAACAUUUAAUUCCUAUCGACAAUAAUGAUAAUAAUUCGACUGUAUUAAUUUCAGCUGACAACUUAUUUCCUGUUUCUAUGAAAACAACAGAUAUUACCUCGAGUGGUUCACAAGAACAAGUUCCGUUACAGAAAACAUCAGUGUCAAAGCUAACUGAUGGAAUCGAUGUCAAGGAAACAUUUGCACAAACAUUGAUUGAUUCAUUGUCAACUUCAAACACAACUAUAAAAUGGAAGCCUAGAAUUGAUUAUCCUACAUUGUUAAGUACCAAAGACUUAGCUACAAUUCUGAUUGGAUUCGAUGGAAAUCAAACACCAUUUCAAUUGACACAGUCUAAUUUUAAAUUAUCUAAACUGUAA